GGCAGGCUUUAUAGGUGGGGGGGUAGAGAACUUCAGUUAUUUUUUUAUUGUGGGGGGCAGUUGCUCCCCCGCCUGCCCCUCCUUGGCCGCCCUUUUGCUUGCAAGGGGGGGGGGGCAACCAGGUUCCCCACCCAACGGUUCGCCCGCCACCCCCGGACUCUGAAACUCGCAGCAACUUUCUGAAAGGAGAGAGAACUCUGAAGGCCGGAACUGUGGUCUCCGGCGCUGCGUUGCGCGGGGGGAAGCCUUUUGCCGUGACUCCCGGAAGCGCCGGUUGGGGAGACGUGUCUCUGGCAGCAGCGGCGGCGGCGCGGGGUUGGGCUGAGCAGCCGGUACUGCGGGCUUUCCGCUGAGGGAUCGCCAUGGCCGCCUCGGAGAAGCUGGUGGAGCAGCUGCGGCGCCGCGUCCGGGAGCUGGAGGAAGAGCUGGGCCGGGGGGAAGGAGGCGGGCAAGGCCGGCGGGCGAGGAUCGAGCAGAUGAGCCCGGAGGUGACCGACUCCAACCCGUACAGGUGAGCGGGUCUUUGGGGCAGGGGAGAGUGGUCGUGAAUUACAUUGCAGGGGGGGUUGGGCUAGAUGACCAUUGUAGGGUGGGGGCCCCACGCAGCUCUACCAUUCUGUGAUCCCGCCCUUUCCCUCCAAGGAGGAGCUCAAGGUUCUCCCCCCUACACCACCUCCACAACAGCCCUCCGAGGUAGCUUAUAGGCUACCUGGCCCAGGGUCACCCAGUGACCUUCAUGUAAAAUAACAUUAUUUUUUCCAUUUUUUUUUAUUAAUUUUCCAAAAAAAUAAUAAUAAACAUACAUCCUGUUUAAAUCUUGGUAACAUUAUUAAGUGACUUCCUCAAAUCCCCUUGAUUGAAUUUCAUUAUAUAUCAUUUUAACAGUUUUCCAAAGUAAAAUAACAAUAUUAAUAAUUUAUUCCCCGCCCAUCUGGCUGGGUUUCCCCAGCCACUCUAGGCAGCUCCCAACAGAAAAUUAAAAACACGAUAAGACAUCAAACAUUAAAAACUUCCUUAAACAGAUGUCUUCUAAAUGUCAGUUGUUUAUUUCCUUGACAUCUGAUGGGAGGGCGUUCCACAGGGUGGGCGCCACAACCGAGAAGGCCCUCUACCUGGUUCCCUGUAACCUCACUUCUCGCAUUGAGGGAACUGCCAGAAGCUGGACCUCAGUGUCUGGGCUGAACGAUGGGGGUGGAGAUGCUCCUUCUGGUAUACCUGGCUGAGGCCGUUUAGGGCUUUAAAGGUCAGCACCAACACUUUGAAUUGUGCUCAGAAAUGUACUGGGAGCCAAUGUAGGUCUUUCAGGACCGGUGUUAUACGGUCUCAGCAGUCACUCCCAGUCACCAGUCUAGCUGCCGCAUUCUGGAUUAGUUGUAGUUUCCGAGUCAGCUUCAAAGGCUGAGUUGGGAUUUGCAGACCCUGGGCCCCCAGAUCCUAGUUCGGCACUCUGGCCCAGCUAUUCUUAACCUCUGGUUAAAAGAAGGGCCUCAAGAUUGCGGGGUCCACAUUGGUUCCUAUGGGGAGAUGUGGUCCUUAAGGUACGGCGGUCCUGAGCUAUUUAAGACUUUAUAGGUUGAAGCCAGCUCUUUGAAUUGGGUCCCAGAAGCUCAUGGGUAGCCAGUGCAGUUGGGCUAGGGUUAGUGUUGUGUGCUCAAACCAGCCUGCCCCAGGGAGCAACCUGGUUGCUGAAUUCUGCACCAGCUGGAGUUUCAGAACUCUUCAGAGGCAGCCCUGGUUUUUUAACUUUUUGAAAUAUGGCAGCCCUGUGUCAGUGGAUAGAUGGAAGUCCUUAACAGCCAGUCAAGAAGUGGUAUGGCAUUUUCAGCUACUGUAAUGGAACAGUAAGAGGCAAGUAAUGGCUAUUCCUAGUGGCAGCACAGAAAUUAGUGGCAUGUACAGGCUGUGUACACACCUUCAAAGUGUUUCCGUUUAGCCCUUUUCACCAACCUGGAGGUUGUUGGUUUAUGUUCCAGGAUGUCUUAAAUGAAUCCAUACUUAAUUUAAUCACUGUGGGAGAUCUGGAGCUGCUGAAAUAUCCAAGACAAACAGGGAUUUCAGCGCACUUCAAUUUUGCACCAUGGAAUUUGCUAAUCUCCUUUUGAUUUUGAAAUAGCUGUGCCAUGUGAAUGAAGCGCACUUGACAAAAGUGUUUUUGUUUCUUCCCUCUCUCUAGUCGCCUGAUGGCGCUGAAAAGAAUGGGAAUUGUGAAAGACUAUGAGGUGGGAUAAUGUUUCUUAUAGAAGUUUGCAUUAACGAUGUAAACACAUGGCACAAAAUGCUUACCAGUGUUGGUUUCUUGUUGCAGAAAAUCCGCUCCUUUGCUGUCGCGGUGGUGGGUGUUGGUGGAGUUGGCAGCGUAACUGCUGAGAUGCUGACAAGAUGUGGCAUUGGUAAGGUAAUAAUACGUUUCUUCCUUAUAACAACACUGUCCUGAGUAAAAUCAGUGGUGCUUUGGUGAAAGAUUAAUUUCCCUUUGUCAACUUCACAGUGGCCUCUGUAAUGGGUAAAGGGUGGUAACCUACAUGAUGAUUAGUGACGGUUUAGAAGCUGUAGUUGGCAGAGGCUCCUGGAAGUAUGUUUACUGUGCAUUUUAGGACACACAGUUCUCCUUGCAUGUCCUUUUUGGUUCUUAUACUGGUACUUCAUUUUUCUAAAAUUGUUGAAGCAACAUACAUGGAUUUAUCUCAUUUAAUUCUAACAACAGUCCUGUAGGGUAGUAUAAUGAGUAUGGGUUGCUCGUGCGUAAGUUGCCGCCUCUCCAGGCUUUGUUGCCUUGGUAAACCUUUCAGUCUGGGCACCCCUUCACUUUGUGGCUGCCUCAGUCGCUAGCAGAAUCCGUCAGUGGGCGUUUCUUAAAUCUUUUCCAACAUAAAAGUUGUUUGACACCAAGUCUCCUCCUACUCUCCCUGCGCGGAAGCCUUCUGCGCAGGGAGGGCGUGGGUAGCGGAGGACCAGUGCUCUCCCCGCUGGUGUCCGGUGAAGAGUCCUGGAGCCCUCUCGCCGAUUCCCCCAUCAGCCCCUCCUUAUCCCUGGUGUAGCGCUGAUUUGCUUCCCCAUCUGCGGAGCUGCCUCUCUCCCUGCUGGGCCCUUCUCCAGCAUCAUUUGAGAGCCUUCCCUCCGCCUCUAGCUCCGAUGUCAGUUCCCUGACAGGUAGGUUAGGAAGAGAGGAAAUGACUUGCCCAUGGCCAAAGAGCAAACAUCAAUGUUGAAGCUUUGUUUCCUACAUCCAACCCCCCCCCCCCCCCCGAUCUCCAGUACAGUGGUACCUCGGGUUACAUACACUUCAGUUUACAGACUCUGCUAACCCAUAAAUAGUACCUCGGGUUAAGAACUUUGCUUCAGAAUGAGAACAGAAAUCGUGCAAGCGGGAGGCCCCAUUAGCUAAAGUGGUGCUUCAGGUUAAGAACAAUUUCAGAUUAAGAACGGACCUCCAGAACGAAGUAAGUACUUAACCCGAGGUACCACUGUACUGUUGUUCUCUGAUUCUUUUAUCUCUGCCACAGAAGCACAUGAGAGACAAAUGGGAGCUUUCUUGUGGAAGUAACCCUUAAAAAGUUAUUAUUUAAAGCUGAUGGGCGUCUGUGAUGAAUUUAAAGUUUGAAUCUCAUUUUACUUAAACUAUCACAGUCUUUUAAAACUGAAUUUCAGGUGUUUUAGAAAUAAAUAUGUUUGCCACUUUAGAAUCCGUAGGAAUAAUAUUUUUUAGCCCAAGGGCUGUGACCCUGUCUGUCCUAAACGUGAACCUGACCAAAGGCCAUUCAUGUGUCACUGUAAUCUUUCUUUUAGCUGCUCCUGUUUGAUUAUGAUAAGGUGGAGCUGGCCAAUAUGAACAGGCUCUUUUUCCAACCCCACCAAGCUGGACUGAGUAAAGUGCAAGCAGCAGAGCACACUUUGAGGUAUGUGAAAGUGGGAGGUGACAUCCAGUUAUGGAAUGCAACUUCAGACAUGCGGAACAUCAGUUUCAUGAGAAACUAAUCUUAAAUAAAUCAUGCUGCGUACGUUUAUGCGGAAGGAAGUUCUUCUGAGUCCGGUAGGAUUUAUUCCCAAGGAAGAGCAUGGGAUUGCAACCUUAGUAUGUUAGAAUUUGCAACACAAACGUGUGGGGCUCCUUUCAGAGAUGUUCGUGUUAAAGCUGCAGUGUUUGUUUUAUCCUUAAGGAACAUCAACCCCGAUGUGCAGUUCGAAGUACAUAACUACAACAUCACAACUGUGGACAACUUUCAACAUUUUAUGGACAGGAUCAGGUAACAUAUCUUUCGGGGGCUGGUAGCGGUGGUCGUAACGAAACAGUACUGAUUCACAUUUCUCUAAAUCAGGGGGUUGGUAACCUCAGGCCUGGGGGGUCAAAUGCUUCAGGCUUCUCUGUUUGGCCUUUGGACUCUCUAGGCCACACACCCUUUCUCCCAGGCCACACUGCUGUCUGGUCUGGCCUAGCCUUACCCCAUCCUUGAGGGCUUUUAUCUGGCUGGAAAUAAUCCUUUAACUCUUAUAAUGAUUCUCCCUAGCUUGGAUUGAGGAUAGAGGGGUCUCUAAGCAACUAGCCCAUGGGUAGGCAAACUAAGGCCCGGGGGCCGGGGCCGGCCCAAUCCCCUUAGCCUAUUGUACAAAGGUUAAAUUGGCAUUUGUCGUUCUGGCCCUGCCCAUUGCUGGCAUGUGGGCCAUGUAAGAUUUCCUAGGAGAAGAUGCAACCCUUGAGCAGAGGAGGAUUCCAUGCUAAUAAUGAAUGGAGAGUUUCAUGGUAAAACAGCUUCCUUGAUCUUCUUGCAAGGAACCUUAAUAUUUCCAUUUUCUCCCCUUUUUAUUUAUAGCAACGGAGGUUUAGAAGAAGGGAAACCUGUUGAUCUUGUAUUGAGCUGCGUGGAUAAUUUUGAAGCACGCAUGGCAAUUAACACAGUAAGUGUAGCAACAGCAACGCACACAUGCCUCCUGUUAUCACCCAAGUACACAUUGCACACCUAUUGCUAGAAGCUGUGGAUCUCGUACCCAGUACAUUGUAGCAGGUAUGGCUGCUGUGCCAUCUCAGUGGGGGAGGCAGAGGGUUCCCAAGCGAGCCACUUCUGAAAAGAUAUGGCUGUUCCACAGUAGCUGUGCUUGGUGCAUUUGCAGUAUCAUCGUGCCUUGAGCCUCUGUAUGUUACAUGAAAGCAGGAUACACAAAAACAGUAAUACUAGAGAUUGAACUGCAUUUCGUUGGCGACCUCAGUUUCAUCCUUGGGUGAAUACAGACUUCUGUGACAUGGACAUGAAUGGGAUCCGUUUUCCAGAUCUGGUUUGAGAAGUUUGAGGGAUUGCUGAAGUCUGUCACAAAACUCAAAUGAAGUUUUGCUUUCCUAAGAACUUACAGUGGUGCCUCGCAAGACGAAAUUAAUCCGUUCCGCGAGUCUCUUCGUCUUGCGGUUUUUUCGUCUUGCGAAGCACGGCUAUUAGCGGCUCUUAGCGGCUAUUAACGGCUUAGCGGCUUUAAGAAAAAGGAAACAAACUCGCAAGAACUCGCAAGACGUUUCGUCUUGCGAAGCAAGCCCAUAGGGAAAUUCGUCUUGCGGAACGACUCAAAAAAUGCAAAACCCUUUCGUCUAGCGAGUUUUUCGUCUUGCGAGGCAUUCGUCUUGCGGGGCACCACUGUAUUUUCAAUUGAAAUUCUUUAGAUGACCAACUCCCCUACAAUGAGUUCAUUUUCAGACCUGGAAACCAGGAGUGUGGUACCGAUUCUUGCCUUUGAAUUUGGGUCGCCUGAUGUCAUGGUGACGGGCAGGUGAUUUUACAGCAAAGGUGUCCUGGCUCAUCUUUCAAAGUAGCCACCGGUCAGUUGGGGGGGCGGGAGCUCAAGAUCUAGACAGUUCCCCUCCCCUGAGAUAAGCCUUUAGCUUGAUUCAGCAGGGCUCUUCUUAUAUCCAUAAGCAGUUUAGAUUUUUGCAGCAAGUGCAACUUAUGCAUGUAUAAAUAGUACGUGUUUUAUGUUUUUUAAGGCUUGUAAUGAGCUUGGACAAAUAUGGAUGGAAUCUGGAGUGAGCGAAAACGCUGUGUCUGGCCAUAUCCAACUCAUCAUCCCUGGUGAAUCGGCUUGUUUUGCGGUAUGUGAUGUUAUGCUUUCUAAGUUCCAUUGUGCUGUCCCUUCUAAGGUGAAGUGAAAGUUGUUGGAAUCUAAAGUCAUUUUUGUUGGAUCCUUCUCCUGUUCGUGGGUUUUUCAAAUGCCCCUUUUAUGAUUCUCAAACUCCUCUUCCCUUUUUGGCUAGUGUGCACCUCCACUUGUUGUAGCGGCAAAUAUAGAUGAGAAAACGCUCAAACGGGAGGGAGUUUGUGCCGCCAGCCUUCCCACCACUAUGGGAGUGGUCGCCGGUCUUCUUGUUCAAAACGUCCUGAAGUAAGUGACUGAGAUGCCUCAAUUUAAAAAAAAAAGUUUAAGUGGGAAUUGGUUCAUGGCAAAAGAAUUACAUCAAGCAUAUUGGGUGAGAUCCAGAGUAGUGUGAGCAGCUGUGUCCUUGUGCAUUCUCCAUCUGUUCCCUCCACACCCUCCUAUAUUUGCUGCAGAUAGUUAGGGACCCUCCAGAGCAGAUUUUCGGGGUGCGCAGGUGCUGAAGGAGAACUCCAGUUGUGCAAGAUUUCUGUUGCGCAAGUAGGCAAGCAUCAUUGGAUGUCACCCAUAAUGAACCAAAGGGCUGUGUCUUCCGUCUGACACAUGCAAACAAUAAACUGUUCUCUUCUUUUAUCCUUCCUGCAUUUCCCCCCAGAUAUUUACUGAAUUUUGGCACGGUGAGCUUUUACCUUGGCUAUAACGCAAUGCAGGAUUUUUUCCCCUCCAUGACGAUGAAGCCAAAUCCACAGUGCGAUGACAGAAACUGUAGACACCAGCAGGAAGAGUACAAGGUAAAAUAAAUAGCUAAAAGAGUUCAGGCUCCUUUUCCAAUUCCUUGAAAGGGGUGGAUAACUUGUUCAGCGGAAGUUAGAAAAUGUAGCAUGAACUCUUUGGAGCUGUUUACCCUAGUAUGGUCAUUCUGAAUGGGCCUCUAGCAUAUAAUUAUUUAACUUUUCCCAUUAUUUAGAGUGGGAAGAAAAACCACUUGUGACUGUGUUUGUAUUUACAGAAAAAAGCAGCAGAAAAUCCUAAAGUAGAAGUAAUUGAACAGGAAGAAGAAAUAGUUCAUGAAGAGAAUGAUUGGGGUGAGUUAAGAUACUAAGACAAUACAAAUUGCUAGCUUACAACUCUUGGAACUAGUAAAAUGCCCAUCAGCCUAAGCAGCUUUCUCUCUUGUGAAUGAUUUCAAUUGAGCCCCUGCCCCAAAAAGCAGGUAGCUGUAAGUGAGGACAUAGUUGUGACAGCAGCACAAGCUAUUGCGAUCUAUUAUUGUCAUGAAAGGGUAUCCCACAUUAUGAACCCACUUUGGCAUGUUAUGCUUAAUUAGGGUUUAAAAACCCCUAAACAUUACCACUGCUCCCAAAUCCAUUGGGCCUGUCCAACACGGGAGAGGGUAACAGCCCUACUCCCUGCCCUUUCAAUUGCCUGAAGAGGUUUUUGACUGUAAGAAGUACAGUGGUACCUCGUGUUGCGUAACCUCCUGGUUACAGAAUCUUCGGGUUACGGCCACGGCAAACCCGGAAGUGUAUACUUCCGGGUUUCACCGUGCAUACGCAGAAGGGCGCCUCCAGUUACGAAGUUUUCGGGAUUCAGCCGGGCCUCCAGAGCAGAUCCCGUUUGUAACCGGACGUACCACUGUAAUGUCUUUAUCGGCCCUGAAACAUAAGUUCAGUCUGUAACUUUUUUGUAUUUGUAGACAAUUACUGUGUAUACCAUUAAUCUGCACUAAUGCUUUCCCUUGCAUUGAUGUGUUUGGGGCUAUUCAGGGAUAGAGUUGGUAUCGGAAGUUUCAGAGGAAGAAUUAAAAGCUGCUUCAGGUCCAGUUCUCGAUCUUCCAGAAGGAAUCACGAUGGCAUACACAAUACCAAACAAGGUGGUAAGUUGUUUUUAGCUAACGUCAAGAACAUUUUAUUUGGAUUGGCUUUAACUUGUCAAGUUGCAUGUGGGAAUGAGCAAUCAGUGCUGCUGUUCUGCAGUCUUCACUUCCAUCGUGUGCGUCAAUGAAGUUGAUGUUAGGAUUCGUGCUCCGUGUUUGCAGUCAUAGGAUUGUUGUCGUAUCACAUGACGGUGUAUGUUUUCAUUCUACAGUGUGGGAAGUGAUGGAAACAGGAUGUUUUGUAUUACUGUGUUCCGGAAAGUGGGACUAUUGUCCUUUGGUUUUUUUUCCUCUUUGCUGUCUGAUGAGAAAGAGGAAGGAGCUAAGUCAGAAUGCUCCGAGUGUAUUAUAUGUAAAUAAAAGUAGAUUAGCCAAAAUGCAGUGCUACUGAGUUCUGUUGUGCGAAAUGCAAAUACUCUGCAGAAUCGUAAGUGUGCUGAUGCCUCUUGGCAUCAGUCGCUGUGGUGUUUGGGCAGAAGAAAGCUUUUGAAGCUCCCGAACGAUCGACCAGGAGGGAGAGUACAUGCCAGUCAGGCAUGUGUCUCUACCAGGUUCAUACACGAAAGUAGGACAAUCCUAACAGCCCACAACUGCUGUCAUAGCCAGAGCAGCACUGCACACUUUGACGUGUGCACCUUCCAAGCUUGGCUGUCGUAGCUUCCUUGGCGGAGAGAGCCUCUGCUCACUUGGCACGUACGUGCUUCGCUAACCUUUGCUUUACAAUGGGGUGGGAACCUCUGGCUUGUGAGGCCUCCAGAUAUCAGGCAAAGGGCAUGCAGAGAUGCAGUUGCCAGUGCACAGUUUGCAGCCUUGAAGUGUCCUUCUGCCUGUGGAAGGAUGCUAUAUCACCUGAUAAGCCUUAACUAAAGCUCAUUGGGAUGAACUUCUGAGUUUCCCCCAUAGGGAUUCAGUAGCGUAGCCAACCGCUGCAGAAGGUGGAGUUUGAAGUCAGCAUUGAUCAUUGGUAACUUUCAGCCUGGCGAGACUAAGCUUGGAUUUUCUAUACUUGCCAUGCAAGGAAGGAAGAAUGAGUCCCCUGACAUGAUGGUGAUGUUGGGUGACUGACAGGUGUUAGUAUUUAAUUACGUUUGUAUCCGGCCUAUUUUACUAUAAUGUGUGUGGUGUUCAGCACGCCAAGCUUGUUGGAGCUUUUGGAUUUGAGGCUAUAGUGAAAAGGUGUAAAGGCAUUUACUACUCUUCUCCCCUCACCAGGAAGAGAACGCUGUUACUGGGGAAACUGUUCCAGAAUCUGAAGAAAGUCUAGAAGAACUUAUGGCUAAGAUGAAGAGCAUCUAGCAAAAAGAACACUUCGAGAUUACUGUAAUUUCAGCAGCCAGUGAUGUGUAACAGAUUUAGUCUUUCAUGAAUAGUGCGUUGUCAUGUUGUCUUUUUGUUAAUUAUGUGAAGACUUUAUGGUAUGAGGGUCCAGUGAAAACCAAGGCAAGCUGACAGGUUUAAUUUAUAACACAAUGCCACGCUGCCUUUUAAGCCCAGUUCAGGUGAGAGUAAAUUUGUUGAGCGUAAUCAGUUCCUCCUUAGGAUGCCUGGAUUGGAAAAGUGUCUAAAAUAGUAACACUUGAUCUGCUUAAGCUUAUGGUUAGAAGAAUGAAAAGCUAUACAAUAUAUAGAGAGAGCCUUGUUUAAAAAAUGAUUAUCAUUGUCAUACACCCUAGCCAAUUAUAUAUGACCGUUACAUGGAAAAGUAACUGUUUGGUAUACUUUUGUUAGCCGCAAGAGAAGUCUUUUGGAAGACUUAGUGGGCUGAAAAUGUGGGACGAGCCAAUAUCUGGUUCCUCUGGCCAUGCAGUGUGUAAUAGGAAGCAUUGAAUGCUAAAAUUUGCUAUCACCGAUAUACCAUUAUGGGAGAAUACUGAAUUUGGAAAAGCUCUUGAGCCAUCAUGCCUAAAAUCCUCAGUUUCCAAAUAAGAAGAAAAUAAAGCAAUGAGGUGAAAGUUGCUUUGAAUUGAUAAGAGAAAACUGCACUAGGAGUAAGUUUGGCAAAUGAUCUAGUCUGUUAUGUUCAAUUGUAGAUUAUCACUCAAGUGGUGUAGGAUAAAAAGCUCUGGGAAGCAGAAGUUGCCAGGGCUUCCUCCACCAAAGCAUUUAAUUCCCUUUCUAAUCCAGGCAGGUCAACCAAAAAUUGAAAGUUAGGCAGGGUUAAUGACACUUGCAGUCGCUCAGCACUUACAAGGUCUCUUGCCAGUUGCUUUAUAAUAAUGUCACCUUAGUAGUAUUUGCUUAAGUAAUAUUUCAGGUAUAUAUUUAGUAAACAAAGAAGCUGCAAUCCAAGAGAAGCCUAUUUAGAAUCAAUGGCUGUAAGGCUAACUAUUUUUAAACCACCAGCAAUAAACUACAGGUUAUGCUUGCUGGACUGAAUGUUGUACGGUCAGUUGGAUAAGUCUGCUGGAGAAAUGCUUUUGUCAUUAACUGGUGAUUAACAUAAUUAAUUAAUUGAUUCAGACAGAUUUGCAAAAAUAAUGGUUUGGAAGUUUGAUGGUUCUAGGCAAUCCCACAAUUAAUUGCUUCAACUACUUGUUCAACCACACUCCAUUCUGUUUCCAUUUUGCAUUUUUACAACAGCAUUUUUGUGUGUCCUUCCUGUGAGUUACUUUCUUGGAAAUAAACUUUAUUACUAAAAUAAGCUCAGCAUCAACCAACCAAUAUGUUAUCUACUUGUGUGCUUUUAUAGAUUGCUUUCUACCUCAGGACUUUGUGCUCAACUGACAACUAUUAAAUUUGUUACAAGAGUUUUGAAAUUUAGACUACCAACAUUUCUAAAAUUCAGCUUUAACAGAACUAAUAUUGGUGCAGUUUAUACCAUAUACAAGUUUUGUUGCCAAAGGCCUGCUUCUUGCUUAUAAACAUUUCAGAUUAAAUUAUUAUUGAAGUGCAAACAAAUAGGGUUAAGACUAAUUGAACCAUUUGUUUCUAAGCUACCACUGCUUCAGCCUGAUGCCUAAUACAAAGAAAGGAAUAUUUAAUACUUACUUUACUGCAGCCCUGUUCAAUAAUCACCCAUAAGUAUGAUUUGUUUUCAGUGGGGGUUGCUAAUAAGCAUGCAUGAAUAUGGUUGCUGUGCUAGGGUAAACACUUAAAAGGGCCUGUGCGGAGUGCCACGUAUCAAGGGGAAUAUAUUAACUGCGAGAAAGCAAAGCUGUAUAGAACCAGGUAAGAUGGAACAAAAAAUGAUAAGGGAAAUUAGGAAGCCUUCAAAUGUGUAUAAUUUUUUAAAAUAAAUGGUGUAUUUCUUCAUGCCCAACCGCGAACUAUAGCUGUGUGUCUGUCCCACACACAAGACAUUCCUGAAGGUCAAAAGAAAAGCACCCCACACAGCUCAAGAGUACAUGGUACAUGGUCUUUGAGUCCCGGCUCUAGAUUUUGAAUAUGUGGCAAACACAAAGCAGGUUAUUCAGUUAAGAGUGUCACUUCCUCACAAUUUAAUGUAUAUCUCAAAGGAAGUAUAACUGGACAGCUACAAAUACUGCUUUUAAAUUUCAUAAUUUACAGAAAGAUUGAUAGUCAAAUGUUUUUUCUUUUUUCUCUCCACUUUGGAGAUAUAAUAAUAAUAAUAAUUUAUUCUUUAGACCCCACCCAUCUGGCUGGGUUUCCCCAGCCACUCUGGGCGGCUCCCAACAGAAUAUUAAAAACAUGAUAAAACAUCCAACAUUAAAAACUUCCCUAAACAGGGCUGCCUUCAGAUGUCUUCUAAAAGUCAGAUAGUUGCUUAUUUCCUUGACAUCUGGUGGGAGGGCGUUCCACAGGGCGGGCGCCACCACCGAGAAGGCCCUCUUCUUGGUAUCAAAAGCUCUGACUGUAGAGUCACAUUAAAUCCAACAGAAGUAGGAAAAGACAUUACAGAUUGACAGCUCAGUCCCAACAAAUCCUUUAUACCUGGUCAAGGAAAGAAGGUGCUGUAACUAAAAAAAACCUCAUUAUUAUGUAACACGAAUAAGCCUUGGGCUUGUGUACUCCCUAUCUUCUCUAGUGCAGCCACAAGGAGUUCAUUAGCCAUCACUUUCAAUUGUGUUGUGUCCAAACCAAAAUUCCUGGUUAAGCUUAACUAUGGUCUAUUGAAACAAAUGAACAUCAUAAAACCCAGUUUGAAGUUGGCUUUCCUCUGUAAACUGCAGGACAAAUGACAGUUUUGAGUUCAGCGAGUUAAAAACAAGGGGAAGCCUCUGUUCCUUUUGUGGAAGAUAACUCACCUUGGAUAACUCUACUUGGCUGGAAAUAAGGGAGGCAUGCAACUUAGCAUUCUGCCCCAAUCAGGAAGCAUCUCCCUGUUUUUGCUCAAAUCAAGAACCUCCAUCUUUCUGCACCUCUAUCAUUACUGCUUCACCUGAGCCUCCUUUCUCUUGCUGGAAAGACUCUGCACCUAAGAAAGGUAUUAUAGAUUAUAUACGUACCUGUCCUUAUAAUCAAUGGGACUUAAAUCCAUGUAAUGUAUGCAGGACUGGAGUGUCAAUAUAACUAAAACUACUUUUUAACUGUGUGGAACAGUCUGCAAAACAUUCGGCAAUACUGGGGGGGGAAAGGUUUCAGGGCACUGCCAUCCUCCUCUUAUUCAGACAAACCCAUUUGAUGUGGGUGGCGCUGUGGUCUAAACCACUGAGCCUCUUGGGCUUACCGAUCAGAAGGUUGGCGGUUUGAAUCCCCGCAACGG
This is a messenger RNA of Podarcis lilfordi (Lilford's wall lizard), 12611 nucleotides long. NCBI's taxonomy places the organism in Eukaryota, Metazoa, Chordata, Lepidosauria, Squamata, Lacertidae. The record is from the annotation of a GenBank genome assembly.